Carcharodon carcharias (great white shark) is the source of this 999-nucleotide messenger RNA. Its product is annotated as zinc finger protein 239-like. The annotation marks the transcript as partial. The record is from RefSeq and is a predicted model, not a curated record. Gene Ontology annotation, biological process: regulation of transcription by RNA polymerase II; central nervous system development. Lineage: Eukaryota; Metazoa; Chordata; Chondrichthyes; Lamniformes; Lamnidae. Gene Ontology annotation, cellular component: nucleus. Gene Ontology annotation, molecular function: DNA-binding transcription factor activity, RNA polymerase II-specific; RNA polymerase II cis-regulatory region sequence-specific DNA binding. The transcript has a single exon.
AUGGCCAACUGCACCAUGGAGAAACCUUGGAAAUGUGGGGACUGUAGGACGGGAUUCAAAUCCCCAUCUGAGCUGGAGAUUCAUCGACGUGGUCACACCAGGGAGAAGCCGUUCACCUGCUCCGUGUGUGGGAAAGGAUUCACUCAUUCAUCCUCGCUGCUGACACACCAGCGAGUUCACACGGGGGAGAGGCCGUUCACCUGCUCUCUGUGUGGGAAGGGAUUCAGUAGUUCAUCCCACAUGAUGACACACCAGCGUGUUCACACGGGGGAGAAGCCGUUUACCUGCUUCGAGUGUGGGAAGGGAUUCAGUGAUUCAUCCAACCUGCUGAUGCACCAGCGAGUUCACACCAGAGAAAGGCGUUUCACCUGCCCUGAUUGUGGGAAGGGUUUCACUCAGUUAUCCCACCUGCAGUCACAUCAGCGAGUUCAUUCUGGAGAGAAGCCAUUCACCUGCUCUCAGUGUGGGAAGGGAUUCAGUAAUUCAUCCAACCUGCUGAGACAUCAGCGAGUUCACACUGGGGAAAGGCCGUUCAUCUGCUCUGAGUGUGGGAAAGGAUUCAGUAAUUCAACCCAGCUGCAGACACGCCAGCGAGUUCAUACCAGGGAGAGGCCGUUCAUCUGCUCCGAGUGUGGGAAGGGAUUCAGUAAUUCAUCUGACCUGCAGAAACACAAGCGAGUUCACAGUGGGGAAAGGCCAUUCAUCUGCUCUGUGUGUAGGAAGGGAUUCAUUGUUUCAUCCGCCUUGCUGGCCCAUCAGCGAAUUCACACCGGCGAGAGGCCUUUUACCUGCUUUGAGUGUGGGAAGGGAUUCAGUAAUUCAUCCACCCUGCUGACACACCAGCGAGUUCACACCGGGGAGAGACAGUUCAUCUGUUCUGAGUGUGGGAAGGGAUUCACUGAUUCAUCCACCCUGCUGAGGCACCAGCGAGUUCACACCUGGAAGAGGCCGGCACCUGCUCUGAGUGAGGGAAGGGAUUCACUCUCUCAUCCCACCAGU